AUGUUGCAAAGGUUCAUUGUCCUCAACCAUUCCUCUAAUCUAGAAAUGACACUGCAAACCCUACCACUUGAAAUCCUAUGUAUGAUUAUUCGUUUUAUAGGAAGCGAUCAGCUUCGCAAACAGGAAGCCUGCGGCUUAUUGGUCUGCAAGUUGUGGUAUGAGGUUGCAAAGCCCCUCCUACUAGAGGACCUCAAGCUCAGUGCGACGCAGUUGGUACAAGUACCCGACAAUGUGUAUCCAAAACUGAAGGCCUUCUUGCGAGAGCUCACAAUUGAUGUGCAUGGCCCGGAGGACUGGCCCGCUGAGCGAGAUAUCGCGAAAUUCAAUGAAAUACUCACUUCAUUGGUUGAACGGAGCAAUCAUUUAGCAUCUCUCACAUUGCAUGUCCGCAGCCAAUUUGACCUAGACAAUCCGCUGGCCCCUCGCCAGCAGUAUAUCUCCACUUGGGACCCGACUCAAUUUUUGACCGUCCUGGGUACCUCGAACCUCUCACAUCUUGUUAUCGAUACCUACGGUUCAGAAAUGAGCAAUGCUGUACAUAUUUGUCCUUUGUUAGCGCUCCAGAUGCCCUCGUUGAAAUCGGUGCGGUUACGCCUGUGUAGAAUCUGCCCACAGAUUCUUGAAUUCCCCCGGGGUGACAGUGCCAUUCCAUCACAAAUUGAGAGCCUCAUCAUCAAUCUCAGCCUCCAAAAUGUCGAUCGAUUCUCCGCAGGAUUUAGUCAUCAUUGUACCGAGCCAAGGAGGGCGUUGGACCUAUACAAAGAGAUGACUACGACAGGUAUUGAGAUUGCAAAACAAAACCCAAGCCUCAAAGUGUUCAAAAUUCUGUGUCACAGGCACCCAUAUUCUGAUACGAUGACUAUGAAUUGUAUUACUGGGGUCAAGACAAUUCUUGAUGGCACCUGGGACUGGGGCGAUGAAGGGGUUUCUGAACCUGAUGAAGCUUCCCCCGCCCAUUUUUCUUCAACGGAUAGUGAUGACUCCAGUUGA
This is a messenger RNA of Penicillium griseofulvum, 990 nucleotides long. RefSeq lists its product as uncharacterized. The coding region runs from base 1 to 990 and encodes 329 amino acids. The record is from RefSeq and is a predicted model, not a curated record. The transcript has a single exon. Lineage: Eukaryota; Fungi; Ascomycota; Eurotiomycetes; Eurotiales; Aspergillaceae.